AUUGUUUUCCCUUUCUUUUCUCGACCAGAAGCUUCCUUUCUCAAAUAACACCUAAUUACCUAGCUAACCCUAAAACAUAAGAGAAAUAUCCUUUGCAUCUUUAUUAGACAUAUGUCACACAAUUGUGAGCCAGUAGAUUAAAAUAUGUGAUAGAUAGAUAUGAAUUGAUUUGGGCGGUCUUGAGCUUAUCUUCAAAAAAGAAGGCCCGGUAGAUUAGGCUCGGCCCAUCGACAACACGGGCCAAUUUCUUGUUUACCUAUAUUCGGCCUAUAUAUAAAUUUUGCCUAAGAGCAACAAGUAGAAAUGACAAGGGAGCUCAAAUUGAAGCUUUAUACGGGAAGCAAAAAUGGUCAGACAAGAAGAAGAGGAAGAGGAUAUAGUUUGCUUGGACGAAUCUUUCUUCAUCAAUGACAAUUACCAGCUAACUACUUUCACAUUUGGGUCUCAUGUUCUCCAGCUCUUUUGCCUCCAAUCAGCUUCAACUGAUUUUGAUUUGACAGGGCAAUUGGUAUGGCCUGGUGCAAUGCUUUUGAAUGAUUAUCUCUCUAAGAAUGCUGAGAUUCUUCAAGGAUGUUCCAUGAUUGAAUUGGGCUCUGGUGUAGGUAUUACUGGCAUGCUCUGCAGCAGAUUUUGUCAUCAAAUUCUUUUGACUGAUCAUAAUGAAGAAGUACUGAAGAUCUUGAGGAGAAACAUAGAGCUGAAUUUGUCUUCUGAAAGCCCUAGUUGCUGUGCUGCUGAUGUCCUCUUUCACAUCUUACAUGCAGCACUAGAAGCUGAGAAGCUAGAGUGGGGAAACUCAGAUCAGAUUAACAGGAUUUUACAAAAAUAUCCUGGAGGUUUUGAUUUGAUACUUGGUGCUGACAUUUGCUUCCAGCAGUCAAGUGUUCCUCUGCUUUUUGAUACUGUACAACAGCUCCUGUGCGAAAGGGGAAGUGGCCAUUGCAAGUUCAUACUAGCAUAUGUAUCCCGAGCCAAAAUGAUGGAUUUGAUGGUUAUCGCAGAAGCUACUCAACAUGGUAUGCUGAUAAAUGAAGUAGCUGGGACACGGUCUGUGGUUGGAAAUCUCGAAGGAGUCAUCUUUGAAAUCACACUUUGCUAGAGCGGUUGAGGUGCUAAAUAAACAUUGGACGGUGGAAACUCGGGUUCAGGAGAGGGGAAUAUCUGGAGAAGCUAGUAAUAUACAUAAGGAUGGAAGAAAAAGAAAGGAACUAGAUCUAAUAUCAAAAUGGUUCAACUAGCCGCUUGUAUGCAAUGUUCUUGUGCCAAAUGAUUCAUGCUCAGAAAGGAAAAGAUUCAGAGGGCUACUAGAAAUUUGCUACUAAAAUACUUUUUAAAAUUUUGCAUGCUCUUAAUUACAGGGUUCAUAGGGUUGGAAGGGCUUGCACUGCAGCAUUGGAUUGAAUUGUCUGUUUGUAUCAGUUUUUUCAGAAGCCCUAUUAGUCUA
Messenger RNA from Durio zibethinus, 1444 nucleotides. Lineage: Eukaryota; Viridiplantae; Streptophyta; Magnoliopsida; Malvales; Malvaceae. The record is from RefSeq and is a predicted model, not a curated record.